Molecule: messenger RNA, 1213 nt
Organism: Ceraceosorus bombacis
Lineage: Eukaryota; Fungi; Basidiomycota; Exobasidiomycetes; Ceraceosorales; Ceraceosoraceae
Source: the annotation of a GenBank genome assembly
AGCAUAUGCUGUGCGCAGCAUGCAGCAACCAUCAGCAGCAUGAUAGCCAAGUCGUUCGCCCGAAGGCACGCUCACAGCAACAACUACCCUAACCCCAUGUAGGGCAAUCAGCAUCUCCAACACCUUCAAUAACCUUUCCAACUCCACUUUCGACGACCGAGCAUAGCGUUGCCCUCCGACAUUUGUUCAUGGUGCAUUCGCGAUAACGAAUGUAGAUUACGAUUCAAGGAUGGCAGAUUUCGAGGGGCUGGCAUUUUGCUGCCGCACAAAUGAGGGUCGUAGUGUUUGGACACGACCCAAGGUCACGAUCGAGUUUGAUGAGGGUGACUUCUUCUGGUGUGCAAGUAGUGGUGCAUCCAUCUUUUUCACGCACUUCCGAGUGGCUGAGUCGGAGCGCGUGGUCGAGGUUCUCAAAGGACAAAGGUGCGCAUAUGAAGCUGCGGGGUUUGAACUCUGCUACGGGCGCAAUACAUGGGACCUCAUCAUACCACAGCAGCUGCGGUUGUCCGAUUCGUGAUUGGAAUCCUGCAGUGAAUCAGCGAGUUUCGCUCUUUCCUUCGAUGGUCGCAGGCAAAUCCAUCCAGUCUUUGCCGCCACACUGACCACUGCGCCUUAUACAUUUUUACCGCCAGGUUUUCAACUUGAAUGGACGAGUCCUGCGCGAACGGUUUCGGACGACAGGGCUGGAGCGAAAGUUCCAAGUGCGACGUGAAAGGCAGGUCGACCAUUUACAGGCCACACAGCGCGAGAGCUCCUUUGACCACUUUGCAUUGCAGACUUCCUUGCAAGCACUUGCCACCGCAUGCAACUAGCGAUGAGCCAUGUGCUAAACAUACACUUGUGAGUGGAGUGCACUUGAUGAAGGCGAGGGGCUUGCGCCAAGAUGGCGCCCGCCUCACUGAUGGAAACCGGUUGGCUCAUGAUAGACCUUUAGCCAAGAGUACCGUUUGUUGAGGCAGUGGGCAACUGUCAACUCACGACUGGCGCUUAGCUGCUGGCAUUGUUCCUAUAUGGCCCCAAGCUCGUUCAGAUGUCCGGCGCCUUGAAGGGCAUGUAAAGCUGAGUGAGCAGCUCCAAAUGAGCGUUUCACUCGCAUUGCGCCCGGAAAGUUGGGUGUGACUGAUGUUCAUGUAGUAAUAUUAAGCUAGCGCGGCCCCCAGUAUGUAGGUUAAAAUCGACAAUUCAGGGAGGGCUUGUGGGGGGGCUAACUUCC